Messenger RNA from Triticum dicoccoides, 1689 nucleotides. RefSeq names its product serine/threonine-protein kinase SAPK4-like. Gene Ontology annotation, biological process: protein phosphorylation. NCBI's taxonomy places the organism in Eukaryota, Viridiplantae, Streptophyta, Magnoliopsida, Poales, Poaceae. Gene Ontology annotation, molecular function: ATP binding; protein serine/threonine kinase activity. The transcript has 9 exons. The record is from RefSeq and is a predicted model, not a curated record. Bases 279 to 1370 code for a protein of 363 amino acids.
CGCGCCACCGCAGACGCAACCCGCCGCACGGCCCAGAACCAACCUACCGACCCAACGAACGAGGCACGGCGCGAGCCCCCACCCCACCGCACCGCACCGCCCCGCCUCGCGCCCUUCAGCCGCCGCCGCCGUGCCCUCCGUCCCGCUGCUCCGGCCGGUAGGCCGUCGUGGGUCCCACGGGGAUCGUGCGCGCGAGGGAGGAGGCGGAGGGGCAGGGGCAGGGGGGCGCGACCGGCGACGCGCGAGGGGCGGCUGGAGGCGGAGGAGGGAGGGAGGGGAUGGAGAAGUACGAGGCGGUGCGGGACAUCGGGUCGGGCAACUUCGGGGUGGCGCGGCUGAUGCGCAACCGCGAGACCCGCGAGCUCGUCGCCGUCAAGUGCAUCGAGCGCGGCCACCGGAUUGACGAGAAUGUCUACAGGGAGAUCAUCAACCACCGCUCGCUGCGCCACCCCAACAUCAUCCGCUUCAAGGAGGUGGUACUGACGCCAACAAAUCUUAUGAUUGUCAUGGAGUUCGCAGCAGGUGGGGAGCUGUUUGAGCGAAUCUGUGAUCGUGGGCGGUUCAGUGAGGAUGAGGCAAGGUAUUUCUUUCAGCAGUUGAUCUGUGGUGUGAGCUACUGCCAUCACAUGCAAAUAUGCCAUAGAGAUUUGAAGCUGGAGAAUGUUCUCUUGGAUGGCAGUGCAGCUCCACGGCUCAAAAUAUGCGAUUUCGGCUACUCCAAGUCAUCAGUAUUGCAUUCAAGGCCCAAAUCAGCAGUGGGGACGCCAGCAUAUAUUGCACCAGAGGUGCUAUCCCGCCGUGAGUAUGAUGGAAAGCUUGCAGAUGUGUGGUCUUGUGGGGUGACUCUUUACGUCAUGCUUGUGGGAGGCUAUCCAUUUGAAGACCAGGAUGACCCCAAGAAUAUACGCAAGACCAUUCAGCGAAUAAUGUCCGUGCAAUAUACCAUACCUGAUCAUGUCCACAUAUCCAUGGAAUGCCGACAGCUUAUGGCCCGUAUCUUUGUUAACGUCCCAUCGAAGAGAAUCACAAUGAGGGAGAUAAAGAAUCACCCAUGGUUCCUGAAGAACCUACCAAGGGAGCUCACAGAGACAGCGCAGGCCAUGUACUUCAGGAGGGAUAACGCGGUGCCUUCUUUCUCGGAGCAGACUUCAGAAGAGAUCAUGAAGAUCGUCCAGGAGGCAAGGACCAUGCCGAAGUCAUCCAGGCCAAGCUAUGGUUGGGGCGAUGAGGGUUCGGACGACGAGGAAGAGAAGGAAGAGGAAGAGAGACCAGAAGUGGCGGAGGAGGAAGAGGAGGAUGAGUACGACAAGAGGGUCAAGGAGGUUCAUGCAAGCGGAGAGCUCCGCAUGAGCUCGCUACGCAUAUCAUGAAAGUAUGCGGAGUAAGUUACCUGUAGAUAAUCGGCCUAUCGUGGAACUUCUGCGCUCAGUGGGAUGUGCAAUUUUGUGGAAGUUUGCUUCUGUUUGGUUUUGGUUCGUGUAACAUAAUUUACAUGGGACAAUGGGGCUUGAUGAAUGCUGUAAUAUUUGGCUCUUGGCAGAGAAACUUAUGUACAUAUAAAGCGUAUGCUUGUAUUCCCUGUGACCGGGAGAAAUAGCUCGCCUCAGGCUGUCCAGCGGUUCAUGUUUAAAGCAUGCCGACGAAUUCUGUGGUUCGCCCUAAAACUGGAAAUUUGUGCUAUUUAGUGGA